CCGUUGUGCCCUUGAGCAAGGCACUUAUCCCCAAGUGUCAUGUAAUAAUUAACAUGUUGCUUUGGAUGUAAACUAUCUGCUAAAUGAAUAAGUGUGAAUGUAAUAGUCUGAGCUCUGAGAUGAAUGAAACACUGAAUGUAAUAGUCUGAGCCUUGAGAUGAAUGAAACACUAGUGUGUGAAUGUAAUAGUCUGAGCUCUGAGAUGAAUGAAACACUAAGGUAGCAGGAGUACAGUGGAGGGAUAAUUUUAGCAAAUGUAUCAUUUAUGACUUAAGCCAGUGGGGUCAAUAGUUUGUGUGUGUGUGUUUGUGUGUGUGAGUGUGUUUGCGUGGGCCUACAUUAAUGUGAAUGUAACCUCACCAAGGCCAAUUUCCCAUUAAACCUCAGAGCCCUAGCUUACACACACACACACACACACAGUGCACACACACACACAUGCUUCCCAAUAAACCCCAGAGCCCUAGCUUACACAUUGCUUCUAAGUCACAUUACACCUUUAAAGUUCCUUUUGCGUUACCUUGUAAUACACUUUGCAUUCCCUCACAAAGCUUUGACUUUGGGAAUUCAAACUUAUUGUGAAAGAAUGUAAAACUAUUGUAAGGGAACACAACAGAAGGACAAUGUCCCUGGAGGCUCCAUACAGCAGGUUAGACUGUUUAUUACUAUGAUUGUUGUUGUUGUUGUUAUUAUUAUUAUUAUUGUUAUACUGUAUAAUAUAUAUUAUGUACAUGUCAAUUAGACGAGAACAUUGCGUUUAUUGUCACCGUUUUCCUUUCGCGCUGCGAGGGGAAUGUCCAUCUAUCGAGUUUCGUUUUCCUUACACUGCCCGCCCCUACGGCUCACGCGCUUUACCAACACUACAAGGAAAUAACGUGUUCUUAGGUCUCAUCUAUGACUCUCACACGUCAAAACCCGUCAGCCCACAACUAGGAUAGGCUAUAUUUGAUAUCUAUUUAGCUAUAUAUAUAUAUAAAUGUUUAGGUAUUUAAUGGUGACAUCUACGUUUACACAUGGCUACCAGGACCUUAAAGCGAAUCUUCCUGGCCGCUGUGUUCGGACUGUCAGGGGUCCUGGCUGCACUUCCUCCUCCAGAUAAUGUAAGAAUAUUUUCUGAGAACAUGGGACUGCAGCUGUUAUGGGACCCACCUGUGAACACCAGUAACAAGCUCACCUAUACUACAGAAUACAAGAGUUUAUCAGGUUUCACUACGGUGUGUGUUAACCAAUCGGAGACCAGUUGUGAUGUCACCAACAAAAUCACCCCAUUUGGCAAAUACGACCUGCGUGUGAGGGCGGAGUUACAGGACCAGGUCUCUGAUUGGGUGACCAGAAAUGACUUUGAAGUGCUGCAGAUGACCAAUAUCAGUGCUCCCUCCGUGAAGCUGCAGACCCGUAGAGGGGAGAUUGAGGUGCAGAUUACGGACCCGCUCAUGAGAUUAAACGACUUCCAGGAGCUGUACCGGCCGGUACAGUACGUCAUCAGCUACUGGAGAGAAGGAGACGUCCACAAGUUGGAGAAGAGGAGUGACCAGAGUCAUGUGAUCUUAUCGGCCACUCUGGCGGCUCAUGUGAAGUACUGUGUGCAGGUGCACAUCUACAGCCACAUGAUCAACAUGACCAGCGCCAGGAGCAACCACAACUGCAUCAAAAACUCCGCUAACGAUGUAGUGUCGGGGUGGCAGAUCAUGUUGGUGAUGCUGGGGAGUUUUGUUGUGGUGGGGGCGGGAACGCUACUUUUCUUUGCUGUUGGCUGGUACUCCUGUCGGGGCAUACACUACCUCCAUCCCAAAGCCAAGCUACCAGAUCACUUUUUCAUACCGUCGCUGCUGCCCCCCCUCUCUCAGAUGGACCAGUUCAAAGGGCAGCCAGUGGAGCUCUGCCACCCCCUCAGCAUCGUCUUGGAGACGCCACAGCCCCCUCUGCUGGACGGAGGCCUGCACUGCACCCACCCACUACAGGAGGAGGAGCAGCCAGAGAGGCAGGGAGAGAAGUGGGAGACGGGGGGAGGGGGUGAUGGGGGGGACAGGGCCCUUCACUCUCUUUGAGAGAUGGAGAUAGAGCCCUGUUUACCAUUGCAAACAUGAGUUGUUUAUAUGAAAGUAUGAAGGAUAUUUAUACUGAUGCAUUCCUUCCCUUUAUACUUAGAUACUUUAUCUGUGUGUGUGUGUGUGUGUGUGUGUGUGUGUGUGUGUGUGUGUGUGUGUGUGUGUGUGGAGGUGGGCAGGGUUUGCUCAUCCACUGUUUGUGAACAUUUUUAAUACAGUUUACAAGUUUUACACACUUUUUUAUUUGCUAUGAGAACUGAAGCUUAUCUAAAAAAUAAAACAUUUUUGUACAA
Alosa alosa (allis shad) is the source of this 2338-nucleotide messenger RNA. RefSeq names its product interleukin-10 receptor subunit beta-like. Lineage: Eukaryota; Metazoa; Chordata; Actinopteri; Clupeiformes; Clupeidae. The coding region runs from base 1011 to 2045 and encodes 344 amino acids. The record is from RefSeq and is a predicted model, not a curated record. The transcript is spliced from 7 exons. Gene Ontology annotation, molecular function: protein binding.